Messenger RNA from Morus notabilis, 2666 nucleotides. RefSeq lists its product as uncharacterized. Lineage: Eukaryota; Viridiplantae; Streptophyta; Magnoliopsida; Rosales; Moraceae. The record is from RefSeq and is a predicted model, not a curated record. The coding region runs from base 321 to 2378 and encodes 685 amino acids. The transcript has 2 exons.
AGCAAAAAAAAAAAAGAAAGAAAAAAUCAAUCUUUGAGCAAAUGUGCUGACACUUCGCUUCUCUUGUCUUUCGCAAAUACUUUUGUUUCAGAUCCAUCUCUCUCGUACCACAAGCACUUCUUUUUGUGGGUCACACUUCUAAUUCAAAGCCAUUACCCAACUUUCCUUCCUUUCUUUUUUAGUUCUUUCGCAGUAUAACUCUACCGACCGACAAGAUAAAAAGCUUAAAACACUUUUUUCUCAUCAUUCUAUCAGACUCCAAUUUCCACAGGUGUCUGGAAAAGACAAUAUAUAUAGGCUGAGCCUGCAACAAGUUCAUCAUGUUCAAGCAAUCCCCUCGUCGGAACUCGAGAUCUAAAGGUUUCAAGGUGAAGCAUGCAGUCCAGCUUUGUCUUCUGCUGGGUGUGUGCAUCUGGCUAGCUUAUCAAUUGAAGCAGUCCAGUGACAAGAAAUCGCAGCUCAGCAUAAACGCGAAGACAGGGACUGAGAUCUUAAAGCUAGGGAGAAAGGAUCUCGACCCUCAAGGGGACGGAACCGCUGUUAGAGAUGUGAGGCACAAGGAGGAGGAAGAGGAAACCGGGAACGGCGAGGACCAAAACAAGACUCAAGAGGUUGAGAACGAAGGAAAAGGAGAUGGCAAUGAUGAGACGAAUGACAAUGCUCAAGAUAGUACUGACGAGGGGACUGAGCAUCGAGGUGAUUCGGUUGAUACGCAGAAUGAGAGUGAAGAGAACAAGGGCAAUGUCAACGAAGAGAACGAGAGUGAAGAGAGGAAAGAGAAGGAGAAUGGAGAGGGUAAAGAGAGUGAAAACGAAAACAAAGAGGGUGAAGACAGCAAUGACAAGCAAAGUGAGAGUGGAGAAAGUAAGGAGGAGGCGAAUGAGGAGAGCAAAGAGAAGGAGAAUGAAGAAAAAACUGAAGAGAAAGAAAAUGUAGAGGAAGGUCAGAACGUGGAUAAUAAAGAAGAGAACAAGGAGACAGAUAGUAAGGAAACGAACAGAGAAACGGAAGAGAAUGAGAGGAAGAUUGAGGACACAGUUUUGUCGGAUAAUCAUGUGCAAGACGGAGGAAAUGGAAAUAAUGAGGCAAGAGAAGAAAACUAUAAGGGGGAUGAUGCUUCCAGUGCUGUAGAACAUGAAACUCAGAGUGCAGCAGAGGAAAAUGAGCAACGCGGUCCUGAAGACUCAAAUGAGGUAAAGCAGUUUGAAAACAAAGAGAAGAGUGAGGGUGAGCAAGAGAGAAAUACAAACAGUGGAGUUGAAACCAACCAAAACGAGUCGGUUUCAAAUGGAAAUAAAAACAGUGAUAUUAAAACUACAACAAGCACUGAAGAUGGUGGAAAUGGGAGUGAUCAUGCAGACACAGGAAAUGGAUCCUUUCACGAUUCGACGGUAGUUUCUGAUGACCAGCAGAAAGUGGACACCAACACUGGAGAGAGUCUUGGUUCGACACAGCAAAAAGAGACAGAGAAAGUGCAAAACCCCGGUGAGACAGCGGAGAAUACAGAUUCUAAGGGAGACGAGUCUACACAGCAAAAUGCGGUGCAAGAGAAAACUGAGAAUUCUGAACCAACCAACAAUGAGAAACAAGAUUCUGAGGAAACACCCGUCUCCACGACUACAGAAAAUGGAAAUGGAGAAUUCAAAGACACUUCUGGAACUUCUGAAUCUGACUCGAACAGCAAUACAGAACAGUCAGCCACGAGUGAAAACACAGAAGCUGUUCAGAACCAACAGUCCAACACUAACUCCAGAUCCGAGGUAACACAUGAGGGGACAAAAGACAUUGUAGUGACACUGAAAACGAAUGAGGACGAUGCUGGCCAAAAGGAACAAGUUGAUUCUUCUGGUUCUUCAUUCCAGCAAGAGAACAACGAAUCCUUGAACAAAGAUAACAAUGCAGAUGAAAGCAAGAACAAAGAUAAUAAUGCUGAUGCAGGCCAGAAUGCAAACGAGAAUGCUGGUCAGCAGAACACAAAGGACAAUGCAAACGCAGACCACAAAGAAUCAGCUGAUUCUUCUGAUUUUGCAGUCCCCCAAAAUAAAGAGGAAACCUCAAACACAGACAAAAAUACUGUUUCCAGCCAGAACUCAAACGAGAAUGGUAAUCAGAAUACGAACGAGAAUGGCAACACAAAUGGAGAGCAAAGCAACAUAAUUGGCAAUGAAGGAGCAGGCCAAGGAGAACAAACUGAUGCACAGAAGGAGAGUGAAGCGUCCUCAAAUGCGAGUGAAAGCAGCAACGCAAGUCAAAAUGAGCCGGUAAACUCAUCGGAUUCUUCAAUCUCUCAAGAAGAGAAAGAGGCUCGUACUGAUUUAGGAACUCUACCAGAAAGCAAUGACCAAGGCAAUAACAAUGGAGAAACAGCUGCAGAGUAACUUGUUCUAAGCUGUUUUAAACAUUCUUGACACGAACUAGUCAUUUUAUUUUCAUCUUCUUUGUUAAUUAACUCGUGAAGGUUCUCUCUUUUUGUGUCCCUGUUGAGAUGAGUGUUGAAACAAAACAUGCAUGUUUAGUUCUUCAGAGACUAUGAAAUGUUGUAACAUCUAAGUUUUAGUAGUGUCUCAAUUGGGUUACCAUUUCGUCUGUUAAUUUUGGUGGUUUGGCAAAGUAACACUCUCUACAAACUAAACUCAUCGGAGAACAAAUUGCUUCUUCUUUUAAAG